AUGAGCGGGGAGUGGCUCCCUCAGGGGCCCCUCUUAGAGGACCAUGGGGGGCCCCCCUUGGGGGCCCCCCAGCCGAACCCUGCGCAAUGCGGGGGGGCCCCCCACAAGCCGGCGCUGUCUCCUUCUCCAGAUUCACUUUGGCGCCCGAAGCUGGAGGGGCCUUUCGAAGCGGCCUUUCCCUGGGGGCCCCCCCAGGGCGGCCUCCCCUCCACGGGGGCCCUUGAGGGGGCCCUGCGCGGCUAUGGAGUCCCUAAGGGCCCCCGAAGCGUCAGCAGCUUCAGCCCCAGUGAGGAGGAGGCGGUGUGCGAGUCAACGGCGCCUUCUGAGAGCUUCUGGCAAGGGCCUGCUUCUCCGCUGCUGACGGGGGCCCCCUUGUGGGGCCGCCAACAGGUAGCAGCAGCAGCAGCAGCUGCUGCUGCUGGUCCUUUUGCAAACGGCAGCACUGUUGUAGAGGUGCACCACUUGUCUCCCAGCUCAUCCUUUGAGGGGCAGGAGAAGGACACAGAAGCACCAGACAGCCUCUUGCUGCCGCCCUCUGCUGCCACAGCUGAUGCUGCUGCUGCUGCUCAGGAGCAUAGCAGCAGCAGCAGCGGCAUCGGCAAUGGGGUGUCUCCUUUAGUGCAGUUUCUAAGAACUUCAAAGGCCCUCAAGAUGUCGCUGACGCGCACGAUGGAGAUGCAGCAGCAGACGCUGCAGCUGCUGCUGCUGCACCCACAUAUCGCUCCCCCGGAUAUGGAAGCCCCGUGCUGCUGGUGCUCAGCAGCAGCAGCAAACCCGCAGCAGCAAGAGCAGCAGCAACAGAGUGGAUGCGUGGUGCUGCUCCAGAUCGAGAUGCUGCAGCAGCUGCUUCAGCAAGCUAGCUCGCAGCUGCAGGAGCGGCAGGAAGACUUGCUAGCUGCAGAGGCCCAGCUGCAGCAGCAGCAGCAGCAGGAGGAGCAGCAGGACGGGCUGUCGGCUCUGUUGCCACAUUGGCAGCAGCAGCAGCACCAGCAACAGCUCGCAGCAGCAGCAGCAGAACUCCGCAUCCGCCGCAGCGUGCUGAAGCACCAGUUUGCCGACUUCCAAGAGGCGCUGCAACUGCAGCAGCAACUGCAGCAGGAAGCAAAUGCGCGGUGGCUGCUUGAAGCAGCAGACCAAAUAAGAGGCUCAUUUCCGGGUGCUGCUACGGAGCAGCUGAGCGGUCUGCUGGCGCCUUUGUCUGCCUCCCCAUGGACAGGGCAUAUAACAAGUGGUCUUGUAGGGGCCCAGCUGUCAGAGAAGCGAAACAAACUCCUCAAGCUAGAAAACAAACUGAGGGAGCUGCAGCAGCUGGCAACGUUGCUGCAGCAACAGCAGCAGAAGAGACAACAACAGCAGCAGCAGCUUGCUACUGUCACGACGCAUACGGAGAAGCUUACAGCUGCAGCUUGCACCGAUUUGCUGCUCGCGCACAAAUACCGCAAGCAGUCCAUUAAACUGCCAUACGACCAGGUGCAGCAGUAG
This is a messenger RNA of Eimeria acervulina, 1482 nucleotides long. RefSeq lists its product as hypothetical. Bases 1 to 1482 code for a protein of 493 amino acids. NCBI's taxonomy places the organism in Eukaryota, Apicomplexa, Conoidasida, Eucoccidiorida, Eimeriidae. The transcript has 5 exons. The record is from RefSeq and is a predicted model, not a curated record.